UCGGGCGGACUGUGGCGGCCUUGGAGUCGCGGCAUCCCGGCGGCGCGUGACACCUGCCGGCUUCUCGAGCGGGCCGCGGGCAGCCUGCGUGCCUGAGAGGCCAUUCCUCGCGCCUGCCCGGCCCGGCCCGCGCUCGGCCCCCAUGUCGGCCUUCGCCAAGAGCUACAACCCGUUCGACGACGACGGCGACGAUGAGGGCGCCCGCGGCCCGCCGGACGGCUCCGGCGCGCCCGCCGACCGGCAGCUCUACCUGCGGCAGGAGGUGAUGCGGCGCGCCGAGGCCACGGCCGCCAGCUCGGGCCGGUCCUUGGCCCUGGUGUACGAGUCCGAGAAGAUAGGGGUGGCCGCCUCCGAGGAGCUUGUCCGCCAGCGAGGAGUCUUAGAACACACAGAGAAGAUGGUAGACAAGAUGGAUCAAGAUCUGAAAACCAGCCAAAAGCAUAUAAACAGCAUUAAGAGUGUGUUUGGGGGGCUUGUCAACUAUUUCAAACCCAAACCGGCAGAGGUCCCACCUCAGCAGAAUGGCACCCUCCCCUCCCAGCCCAGCAGCAGGUUGAAAGAAGCCAUCAGUACAAGUAAAGAGCAAGAUGCAGCAUACCAGGCCAGCCACCCAAACCUCAGGAAGUUGAAUGACUCAGAUCCUAUCCCUAGUGGAACUGGCUCUGCUGUGAGUUCCGAGGUUUACCCAAAGAAUGCCCAACUCCGAGCUUAUCAUCAGAAGAUUGACAACAAUCUAGAUGAGCUCUCCUUAGGACUGGGCCGACUGAAGGGCAUAGCACUGGGGAUGCAGACAGAAAUUGAGGAGCAAGAUGACAUUCUGGAUCGCCUUACGAACAAAGUGGAGAACUUAGAUGUCAACAUAAAGAGUACAGAAAGAAAAGUUCGACAACUCUAAAGACAAAUUUCUACCCCAUUACGAUGAAAAAUAUUUGAAAGAUUCUUUAAAUUCCCAAGAAAUUUCACUUGUUAUUUUAUUAUGUAAUUUAUAUGUGUUUGCAAAUGUUAUAACAGAGUGGGUCUUAAGAGGCCUUGUAUGUCCCACUUUUUCUAAGAGCCAAGAUCUCUCAGUUCUCUGAUCUGUCCGUUUUGAGUUUUAGUGUGACAUUGUGACCUAACUUCUGAAGCUCCUGAACCUUUGUCUACCAUACUGGAAUGAGAAAAGUUACAUUUUUCACAUUAAUGAGCAGAGGGAAAGAUAUAAGCAGAGAAAAAGAGGUUUGGUUCGAAUCUCAGUGUUGAGGGCCAGGGAGGUGGGUGUAUGCCAGAGCACAAACUUUAUGUGCCUGAACCCUGGGUCAGUCCCUGGCACCUCAUGGUCCUCCAUGCACAUGUGGGGAGCGGCCUCAGCACUGCCAGGUGUGACUCAAAACCAAAAAAUUAUUCUUGAACCCACCAAUCUCUCCCUGUUGACUCUGCAUUGCAGAUCUUUCCAUGAGGGAGUGUCUGGGGACCCUGUAUGCCACUCUUCUAGAAGGGACUCCUUCCCGCCCCUUUCCCCUUCCUGGUAUCAUGCAUUUUAGUGGAUAUAUAGACCUGAAAAUGUCUGUUGCUCACUCUGGUACCUGAAAAUGGGAAGGAAAUUGAGUAAGCCCUUUUUUCUCAACAUGGCAUUGGCUGUGUGACUUUGCUAAUUUGAUAUUGUAUCCCAUAAAUAAAACCCUUCAAAGCAAAGGAAACUUCUUUUACGUGCUGUGGCAGUGCUUCAGUAUUUCUGUAGCAUUUGUGUAUAGAAAACUUACCCUGUAAUACAUGACUUCCCUAAAAAUACUGACAGCCUCUUUUUCCAGCCACUGCACAAUCUUGUAUAUCCAUGUCACUGGAUAUCCCAGGAUGUGAGGACAUGAAUCAAGCUCAUCAGAAUCACACACUUGUCCUUCAGGUAAACUCAUCGUGAUUCUUUUAUGGAGAAUAGUCAAAGGAAGCGCUAAACUAGAUACACCUCACAAACAAGUGCUCAGGGCUCUUCAGUCAGAAGGCUGCUCAGAAGUUGAGAGCCAGAAUAACUCCUCCCUCUAUUUGUAUUCUAAUCACUUCCUGAUUGUCAGCAUCAGACAUAGAACCAUGAAUCUUCGACCAUUAUACUUCAGACCUAAACUUUUGUUUUUUGCAAAUAAAUGCAUGUAAAGCUGCCACCAGACAUUCUCUUCAGAGGAUGAUAUUUUCCCCCUUAAUAGAUCAGUGAUUUAACUAACGUGAAGCAAAGUAGCACUUCAGUACCUUCCCUGUCUGUUGCUAGGCUAAAGUCAAUCUUAACCCCCUCAUUUUUUUCCUAUCCCAGUAAUAGGGAAGGAGUUUUCCCCCCUUAUCCUAAAAAUUUGUCUUCCGUAUGAGGACCUGUUACAUUAUGUCCUAUUCUUACUCAUAUCUUCUUUAAAUUCUUGGCCAACCAACUGUCUCUAGGCAGUGUGUUAUCUGGAAGCUUGUAUGUGUGUGCUCAUGCGCAUGUGUGUGCAUGUACAUGUAUGUGCACACACCUGCCACAUCCAGUCGUACUCAGAGGCUACCCUCUGUGCUGUGCCUGAGAGUUACACUUAGGUGACCGUGGGUGCUGAGAAUUGAACCCAGGGCUCCCAUAUGCAAAGCAUGAGCCCCAGACUUUUGAACUAUUAUCUCUAGCCUCUGCUGGGUCUUUAUUCCUGCUCCCAUGCCCAGGAAAGGCUGAUUAUUUAUGGAAACUAUAAAGCAAAGUUUCUGGGCCCCUGGGGUAGCCUUGCAAACAUGAAGUUGUGGAUUUGAUUAUGUAUUGCCGCAUGUGCCAAGUUUGUGAUCUCCAGUACACCUCAACAACUCUGAGCACAGUGACUAAGUAUGUGAGUACUACUCCCAGGAGUGCAACCCCCAGUAAGAACAUGUGCAAACACCACAACCGAGUGUGCAGCCCCAUCUUUAUAACAACAAAAAACAAGAUGGAGACCAGAGCAAUAGUAGAGUGGGUAGGGUGUUUGCCUUGCAUGCAGCCAAACCAGGUUUGAUCCGUGCCAUCUCAUAUGGCCCUCCAAGCACAGCCAGGGGUAAUUCCUGUGUGCAGAGCCAGGAGUUAACCUGGACAUCACUGUUAAAAAAAAAAAGAUGAAGGGAGAGGAAUAAACUAUAUGUAUAAAUUAUAUCUGUAUACACAUAAGUGAAAGUUGCUUACAAUUUUAGAGAACACAGGAAGACCUGAAGAGCUUUCAGAAUCUUUGCACUUGAUGAUCAUGAUCAAAAAGAAAACAUCUCGGGGCUGGAGCAAUAUAGCACAGCGGGUAGGGCGUUUGCCUUGCACACAGCCGACCUAGGUUCGAUUCCCAGCAACCCAUAUGGUCCCCCGAGCACCACCAGGAGUAAUUCCUGAGCGCAUGAACCAGGAGUAACUCCUGUGCAUCGCCGGUGUGACACACACACAGAAAAAAAAAAAUCUCUAGACCAUGAGAGGUAGGGCACUUGCCUUGCAUACAGCCAGCUGGGUUGGAUGUCCAGCACCCCACAUGGUCCCCCAAGCCCCGCCAGAAAUGAUCCCCAAGUGCAAAGCCAGGAAUAAGCCCUGAGCACCACUGGGUGUGACCAAAACCACUGGGUGUGACCAAACAAAUAUUUUUUUAAAGAAAAUAUUAACAUGCCUCAUGAAGAUGCUCAUAGUUGCUUGGGCUAAGGAGUUGGCUAGGUUAUGGGUUUUGGUACCACAGAGAAGAUAAACUUGUCCUUCCCUUGCCACAUGGAGUCCUUAAGAUAUAUCUGUGUGUAUAGUUAACGCUGGAAACAAACUGUGCCUUCCAAAAAUGUGGCUUUUCUAACUUUGGGUUGAUUAUAUGUUAAGUGUGCUACUAACUUAAAAACAAGUGCAUUCUCUUUCAGAGGAAAUGAUUUGUAACAUCUAGUGAUUUUUAAUUUAACAGCAGUGAUACAGAAGUCUCCUCUUUCUUGCAUACAGUAGGAAAACAGACCCGAAUUGAACUCAAGCGGCAGCAAGAAGAAUAUACAAGUGCACUUUAAUUUCUUCCUGUGAAUAUGUAAUUAUAAGUGUACACUACACCUGACUUUACUAAAAACAUUAUACUUUGCCUAUAUGGGCCUUUGUUUCCUGCACAAUUUUUGAAGUUGUUUCAUCUCUGUCAUACCUUCCUCCCCCCUCAAAAAAUUAGAAUUAUUAAAUAUACUAACAAUGUUACCAUCUUCAGUUCCAAUGAAUGGAAAUCUUUUAUACAAAAUUAUGAGUGAGUCAUUCUAAGUGCUUAUGGAAGAGAGGGUCUUUUUGUUGUCAUUUUGAGUAUGUAUCACAAUAGCUCAUACACCAUGCCUUCAAGUCAACAUGACUAGAUUCCAUCGAAUAAAAUGUGAAGUUUUCUA
This is a messenger RNA of Sorex fumeus (smoky shrew), 4323 nucleotides long. It is a transcript of the gene SNAP29, whose product is annotated as synaptosome associated protein 29. The record is from RefSeq and is a predicted model, not a curated record. NCBI's taxonomy places the organism in Eukaryota, Metazoa, Chordata, Mammalia, Eulipotyphla, Soricidae. Gene Ontology annotation, cellular component: plasma membrane; SNARE complex. Bases 143 to 895 code for a protein of 250 amino acids. Gene Ontology annotation, biological process: synaptic vesicle priming; exocytosis; synaptic vesicle fusion to presynaptic active zone membrane. Gene Ontology annotation, molecular function: SNAP receptor activity; syntaxin binding. The transcript is spliced from 5 exons.